Molecule: messenger RNA, 957 nt
Organism: Corapipo altera (White-ruffed manakin)
Lineage: Eukaryota; Metazoa; Chordata; Aves; Passeriformes; Pipridae
Gene: PYURF
Product: PIGY upstream reading frame
Exons: 2
Coding region: 1-333 (110 amino acids)
Source: RefSeq, a predicted model, not a curated record
AUGCUGCGGGGCGGCGGGCGCGCUGUGGCGGGGCUGCUGCGGAGGGCGGCGGCAGGUAGCCGGGAACAGCACCGGGAUCGGGAUCCGGGAUCCAGGAUCCAGGAGCAGGGCUCGGGCUCAGCGCGGCCGCAGCCGCCGGAGCCGUCGCUGCUGCGCUUCCUGGUGUGCCCGCUGUCCAAGAAGCCGCUGAGGUACGAAGAAGCUACCAACGAGCUCAUCAACGAGGAGCUGGGCAUCGCGUACCCCAUCAUCGACGGCAUCCCCAACAUGGUUCCGGAGGCUGCCAGGAUGACGCACAAGAAGCCUCCGGCCGAGGACUCGGAGCAGCCCUGAGGACCCGCCAGGCACAGCGGUAGCUGGGACUGAUGGCCGGGGGAGGGAUGCUGCCCUCCCUGCCCACUCUGACUGUGCUCGUUCCCCUCCUGUCCUUGGCAGGCUUGUUUUACUCAGCCAGCGUGGACGAAGCCUUCCCACAGGGCUGCACCAGCACGAACAGCCUGUGUUUCUACAGUCUCCUCCUUCCUGUUACAAUACCGGUUUAUGUGUUCUUUCACCUUUGGACCUGGAUGGGGAUUAAACUUUUUAGGCACAACUAGUGAGAUGCGUUUGCUAACCCCUGGGCUUCUCUAAAUCAACGCAGCUGGUUUAAUCUCAUCGGGUAUUGCAGUUCGUUGGACAGUUCCCUUUGGCACUAUGGACUGUCAUCAUUUUCCUGGUAGUAUCUGAAACUGUACGAAGCAGCAGCCCAUUGUUACCUACUGCUAAGGCAGAUUUAGAGUAGGAGUCAUAAGAAGCACUAAUUCCCUCUGUUGUAUCCCUUCAAGAGUGUUGUUGUGCAUUUGUAGUGGCACUAAUGAAAACCACCUAGGUGGAAGUUGUUUUCAUGAGGGAGAACUGUACCCUGACUGAGAAAACUGAUCUUAAAUAAUACACUAAAUUAAAAUAUGCAGUCUUUGA